This is a messenger RNA of Nematolebias whitei (Rio pearlfish), 3362 nucleotides long. RefSeq names its product nicotinamide nucleotide transhydrogenase 2 (gene nnt2). The coding region runs from base 69 to 3281 and encodes 1070 amino acids. Gene Ontology annotation, molecular function: NADP binding; NAD binding. Gene Ontology annotation, cellular component: mitochondrial inner membrane. Gene Ontology annotation, biological process: proton transmembrane transport; NADPH regeneration. The transcript has 22 exons. The record is from RefSeq and is a predicted model, not a curated record. Lineage: Eukaryota; Metazoa; Chordata; Actinopteri; Cyprinodontiformes; Rivulidae.
CCAGAUCUCGCGAACAGUCCUGCAGCUGUCGUACACCCGGUGACCCUAAGCAGAGUCUCAGGACCACCAUGUCCACCGUCCUGCGCUGCGUGUCCAGCUCCUGUCUGUCUCUGUCCCAGAGGAGACUCCAGCAGAAACCACUCAGCAGGACCUUCAGGACCUUCCCUGUCCUAUGGGACCAAACAGCCUCCAGAGGUGUGCCCUACAGAGACCUGGUGGUCGGCGUUCCUAAGGAGACUCUUCAGAACGAGCGCCGUGUGGCCUUGUCUCCUGCGGGGGUCCAGGCUCUCGUCAAACAGGGCUUCGGGGUCCAGGUGGAGAGCGGCGCCGGAGACGAGUCCAAGUUCUCGGAUCAGCUGUACCGAGACGCCGGAGCGACGAUCACUGACGUCAGAGGGGCCCUCGGAUCGGAUCUAGUCCUUAAGGUCCGAGCUCCCACUCUGAGCGAGGUAGACCUCAUGAAGGCCCGGUCCACCUUGGUGAGCUUCAUCUACCCAGCACAGAACCCAGACCUGAUGAAGAAGCUGUCAGAGAGGCAGAGCACGGUUCUGGCCAUGGACCAGGUGCCCAGAGUCACCAUCGCUCAGGGCUACGACGCUCUCAGCUCCAUGGCUAACAUUGCAGGAUACAAGGCUGUGGUUCUGGCUGCUAAUCACUUCGGUCGGUUCUUUACGGGUCAGAUCACUGCGGCAGGAAAGGUUCCUCCGGCCAAGGUUCUGGUCAUUGGAGGCGGGGUGGCCGGUCUAGCAGCGGCAGGAGCAGCUAAGUCCAUGGGGGCCAUCGUGAGAGGAUUUGACACCAGACCUGCAGCUCUGGAGCAGUUCAAGUCAUUUGGGGCGGAGCCUCUGGAGGUGGACAUCAAAGAGUCGGGUGAUGGGGUCGGAGGUUACGCCAGAGAGAUGUCCAAAGAGUUCCUGGAGGCAGAGAUGGACCUCUUCUCCAAGCAGUGCAAAGAGGUGGACAUCAUCAUCAGCACAGCUCUGAUCCCAGGGAAACGAGCUCCGGUUCUUAUUAAGAAAGAGUUUGUUGAGUCCAUGAAGGACGGCUCUGUGGUGGUGGACCUGGCUGCUGAGGCCGGGGGGAACAUCGAGACCACCAGACCUGGAGAGCUGCACAUUCACAAGGGCGUGACUCACGUGGGCUACACGGACCUCCCGAGCCGGAUGGCCACCCAGGCCAGCACCCUGUACUCCAACAACAUUCUGAAGCUCCUGAAGGGCAUCAGUCCAGACAAGGAGUACUUCCACUACGAGCCCACCGAGGACUUCGACUACGGAACCAUAGACCACGUCAUCAGGGGGACUCUGGUCAUGCAGGAAGGCAGGAACAUGUUCCCGGCCCCCCUCCCUAAGACGCUCCCCCCAGCUCCAGUCCAACAGAAGACUGUGGCAGAGCUGGAGGCGGAGAAAGCUGCAGCCGUUUCACCUUUCAAACGAACUUUGACCUCUGCCAGUGUCUACACUGCAGGUGUUUCCACCUGCCUCGCUCUGGGGAUCAUCUCACCCAACGCAGCGUUCACUCAGAUGAUCACGACCUUCGGUCUGGCAGGGAUCGUGGGAUACCACACGGUGUGGGGCGUGACCCCCGCUCUGCACUCGCCCCUUAUGUCUGUUACCAACGCCAUUUCAGGUCUGACUGCAGUAGGGGGUUUGGUCCUGAUGGGUGGGGGUCUCACACCCUCCUCCCUGCCUGAGAGUCUGGCUCUGGCUGCUGCCUUCGUUUCCUCCAUCAACAUUGCAGGAGGCUUCCUGAUCACCCAGAGGAUGUUGGACAUGUUCAAACGUCCCACGGACCCUCCUGAGUAUAACUACCUGUACCUGCUGCCGGGGGUGGGGUUUGUUGGCGGAUAUGGAAUCUCAGUGGCUGCUGGCUACAACAUCGAGCAGAUGAUGUACUUAGGUUCGGGUCUUUGUUGUGUUGGAGCGCUGGCGGGCCUCUCUGCCCAGAACACGUCUCGUUUGGGGAACGCUCUGGGCAUGAUGGGCGUGGCGGGGGGCCUUGCUGCCACCAUCGGUGCCCUGAAGCCUUCAGUGGAGCUGCUGUCUCAGAUGUCUCUGGCCAUGGCCACUGGAGGAACCCUGGGCCUCACCAUUGCCAAGCGUAUUGAAAUCACAGACCUGCCUCAGCUGGUGGCAGCCUUCCACAGCCUGGUGGGACUGGCAGCGGUUCUCACCUGCAUCGCCGAGUACAUGAUCGAGUUCCCUCACCUGGACACCCAUGCAGCUGCCGGGGUUAUCAAGACUGUGGCGUAUCUGGGCACCUACAUCGGUGGCGUCACCUUCAGCGGAUCUCUGGUGGCCUAUGGAAAGCUCCAAGGUCUCCUGAACUCGGCGCCCCUGCUGUUGCCAGGUCGACACAUGUUGAACGCGGGUCUGAUGGCGGCCUCCGUGGGGAUCAUGGUGCCCUUCAUGCUCAGCUCCAGCUAUGGGACCGGCAUGGGCUGUCUGCUGGGGGUGUCUGGGCUUUCAGCUGUAAUGGGUGUGACCCUCACGGCGGCCAUCGGUGGAGCCGACAUGCCCGUGGUCAUCACGGUCUUAAACAGCUACUCAGGCUGGGCGCUCUGCGCUGAAGGCUUUCUACUGGACAAUAACCUCAUGACGAUCGUCGGAGCCCUGAUUGGCUCCUCCGGCGCCAUCCUGUCGUACAUCAUGUGUGUGGCCAUGAACCGCUCACUGCCCAACGUGAUCCUGGGGGGGUACGGCACCACCUCCACAGCAGGAGGGAAGCCCAUGGAGAUUGUUGGCACUCACACCGAGGUCAACGUGGACCAAACUAUUGACAUCAUCAAGGAAGCCAACAACAUCAUCAUCACUCCAGGUUGGGGUCUGUGUGCAGCCAAAGCCCAGUACCCCAUUGCAGACAUGGUGAAAAUGCUGAGGGAACAGGGGAAGACUGUCAGGUUCGGGAUCCACCCGGUGGCCGGUCGGAUGCCUGGCCAGCUGAACGUUCUUCUGGCUGAAGCUGGCGUUCCCUACGACGUGGUUCUGGAGAUGGACGAGAUCAACGACGACUUUCCAGAGACGGACCUGACGCUGGUCAUCGGCGCCAACGACACGGUGAACUCUGCCGCUCAGGAGGAUCCCAACUCCAUCAUCGCUGGCAUGCCGGUCCUGGAGGUCUGGAAGUCCAAACAGGUUAUCGUGAUGAAGCGGACUCUGGGCGUGGGCUACGCAGCUGUAGACAACCCCAUCUUCUACAAACCCAACACGUCCAUGUUGCUCGGAGACGCCAAGAAGACCUGCGACGCCCUGCAGGGCAAGAUCAGGGAGGCCUUUUACUAAACUACCAAACUACAGCAGGUUUAGUGCAUUCAGCUCUAGAUGUUCUCAGAUUUACAGGAUCUACUGGAGAGGCAGUGAGGU